Messenger RNA from Schistosoma rodhaini, 378 nucleotides. The record is from the annotation of a GenBank genome assembly. NCBI's taxonomy places the organism in Eukaryota, Metazoa, Platyhelminthes, Trematoda, Strigeidida, Schistosomatidae.
AUGAUUAUAUUAGAUACAUUGAUAAUUAUUACUUGUAAUAAUCAUAAUGUGUGUAGUUCACACUUAACAACUAAUUCUGUGUUAUACAACUACUACUACCAGUGUAAUAUCACAUGUCAACAUUGGUCAACACUCCUUAUAAUCUUCUCCCCCAUUUCGACAACAUACUCACUUCCUACAUACACUUUAUCAUCAUCAUCAUCAUCAUCAUCAUCAUCAUCAUCAUCAUCAUCAUCAUCAUCAUCAUCAUCAUCAUCAUCAUCAUCAUCAUCAUCAUCAUCAUCAUCAUCAUCAUCAUCAUCAUCAUCAUCAUCAUCAUCAUCAUCAUCAUCAUCAUCAUCAUCAUCAUCAUCAUCACUGUCCUCAUCAACAUGUUGA